AUGCGUAAAUACAACUUAGAAUAUAUUUUAGUGACAAAUCCAUCUGCACUUGUGUAUCAUGUCAAAGAUUUGUGUACAAAAGAUGAGUUGUGUGUACGCGAAGUGGAAAUAUUACAGAAUGAUGAAUUGAGGAUCAAAUCACACAUACUAUUUCAUGAGAUAUGCCGAGAGUUCAUUGCUCAUCAGUGUCACAUGCCAGUUACUCCGAUGCCUGACUUUUGUGAUUCUCUAACAGAAACACUGAAGCAACUUCUGGAACGUCACAAUGAUGAAGUGUUCUCAUUGUCACAUGAAACUGAUGAAUUAGGCAAUAUGAUAUUACUGGAUCCGAUCAACGAGAUUUUUGACGUACUUUUCUUACUUUGCAUAUAUGCUCCUAAAAAGUGUACUUAUCUGAUUGCUAAUACUGUCCAAAAUAUUUGUAUUGUUGAUGCAGAUUCAUUCAGAGCAGCUACAAUGAAAGGAUUUUUCACCAAAAUUUGGGCCAAGACAAAAACCAAAUUUGAAGGAAGUUCAAGUGACCACAAAUUAUUGGCAUCAUAUCUUAUUGAAACGACUUUUCUUCCAUCUAUGUUACGAUAUCAUAUCAGCCGUGGAUUUUCAUUAACAGAAUUGAUUCCACUAAAUUUCUGUUUAUACAUUCACAGUAACGAUAUCAAUGUUAACGAAUGGUUUUUAUGCGAUAAUCACUUCUCUAUUGCAAAAUGUGGACGAGCAUUUAUCGAGCAUCAUUUAUGGACAGUCACAGGAAAUCUUUUGAUAACAGCAAGUUCAGAAGCUAUCAUCAAAGGUCGAUUCGUAGUCAGUAACACGUGA
Molecule: messenger RNA, 816 nt
Organism: Thelazia callipaeda (thelaziosis nematode)
Lineage: Eukaryota; Metazoa; Nematoda; Chromadorea; Rhabditida; Thelaziidae
Source: the annotation of a GenBank genome assembly